Messenger RNA from Carlito syrichta (Philippine tarsier), 2646 nucleotides. RefSeq names its product ubiquitin specific peptidase 26 (gene USP26). Gene Ontology annotation, biological process: G1/S transition of mitotic cell cycle; protein deubiquitination. NCBI's taxonomy places the organism in Eukaryota, Metazoa, Chordata, Mammalia, Primates, Tarsiidae. The transcript is spliced from 2 exons. Gene Ontology annotation, molecular function: cysteine-type endopeptidase activity; cysteine-type deubiquitinase activity. The record is from RefSeq and is a predicted model, not a curated record. Gene Ontology annotation, cellular component: cytosol; nucleus. The coding region runs from base 1 to 2646 and encodes 881 amino acids.
AUGUCUGAGUCAAAAGAAGCACUCAUUGAAAUGGUAGAAGGAGAUAAGAUAGUUGAACUGGGACUCUUUUUCAGGAUUGGACAAUAUAAAGCUUUUCAGCUAAAUGAUAACAUUAAAAGUGUGGCCCUUAGAUCCUAUGGAGAAAAUGAAAAUAGCCUGCAUUUAACUUUCCAAAAUAAUAGCUUAUUGUGUAUUGAAAGAUUAUCCUCCCAUGAUGCUGAACAGUUGAAGAUAUUCCUGGAUAAAGUCCAUCAAAACAAGCUUCCACCACUCAUGAGACCUGAUAAGGAUGGGGAUGUCUUUGCUAACACAGCAACACAGAAGGAAAUCAAUAAAACUUCAUAUCACGAAGACUGUGGGAAAUCAAGUAGAGGAUCUUUUGAGACACCAAAAGGAAGUAGUACAACAGCUGCUCUUUAUAAGAUGCUUUUGCAUACCUCAGAAUUAUCAACACAUAUUUGCAGAGAGUUAUCAGAAAAUAGACAUGGGAAGAGGAAAAGAAUGCUAUUGUCUAGUUCAGAGAUGAAUGAGAAUUCCCAGAAAGAAAAAUACUUCACAGAAAACAUGAAAUACAAAGCAAAUGCCUUGAGGUAUAUAAGCCACAAAUGGAAGAAAAAAUGGAAGUUAAAAGAGUUAGAAGAGAAUAAGAAAUUGGAAUUUGGAUCUUCAUUUAUGACCAAAUCUACUGGGAAUCCUUACCUAGAUGGCACUGGUCUUCUCCAAACUCUCAUUAAGAAAAUACUUGUGACAUUUCUGUUAGAAUCAAAGUAUACUGAAGAUGACAAAGACUGGGAAGAAUUCAUGUUAUCAUUUUUCGUUGACCCAGGAAAACCAUGGAAAGGCUUCCCCAAUCUGGGAAACACUUGUUAUAUGAAUGCAGUUUUACAGUCUUUAUUUUCUAUUCCAUCAUUUGCUGCUGAUUUACUUAAUCAGGAUUUCCCAUGGGCUGAAAUUCCCUUUGAUGCUGUUGCUAUGUGCUUGGCACAGCUGCUUGUUUUGAAAGAUAUUUAUAACAUAAGAAUCAAGAAGAAGUUACUUGUGAAUAUUAAAAAAUCCAUUUCAGCAGUCGCAGAGAUAUUCUCUGACGACAAACAGAAUGAUGCUCAUGAGUUUUUAGGUGAAUGUUUAGAUCAACUGAAAGAUAACAUGAAAAAAUUAAACACAAUUUGGAAGACUAAAAGUGAAUCUGGGGAAGAAAAUUCACCUCAACAGGUGUUUGUUUGUGAUGCUGCCACCAAAAGAUUCUUUUGUCCUGUCAUCACUAAUUUUGAGUCUGAGUUACUAUGCUCUAUUACUUGUAAAGCUUGUGGUCAGGUUGUUUUCAAGACAGAGCCAAAUAAUUUUCUCUCCAUCAAUCUUCCACGUGGAAUGGAAGAACUUCCUCUGUCUAUUCAAUCUACUUUUGAUCAUUUCUUUAAAACAGAACAUCUUGAGUAUAAGUGUGAAAUGUGUAAGCACAAGUAUUCUUUUACAGUGUCCAAAUUCAGUAGGCUACCUAGAGUCCUGAUUGUUCAUCUGAAACGCUAUAUGUUUAAUGAAUUUUGGUCAUUAAGGAAGGAUGACCAGGAAGUCAUUAUUUCCAAAUAUUUAAAUGUGUCUUCUCAUUGCAAUGAAAGCACAAAACCACCUCUUCCCUUGAGCAUCAAUGCCCAGACUAGGGAUUUCCAAUUAUUAAAACAUAUUCAGGAGAUUAUUUCUGAAACCAUCAGCUCAUCAAUACCUUCAACCAAGGAUUCCUUGGGUCUACACAUUGGAUUGAACAGGGAGUCUGAAAAACAAAAAUGCCAAAAAGUCUUUAAGGGGGCAAGCAGAGAACAACAGCAAAAAUACCUGGAAAUAAAUUCUAAACUAAAUAAAAUAGAGCCAGGAGAUGGAGCACUCACUGAAAAAGAGCUCUCAGCUCCCUCAGUGACGUAUCUGGAAGACACCUCUCUGUCUCUGAUUCACAAAGAUGGAGGUAAACCCACCAGCAGUUCAGACACAUGUCUUUCAGAAGUUCAUCUUCAAGAAAUGCCUGAAAGUCCAAGAAUAGAGAAAUAUGUGAAAAGCAAUAUAUUUGUAGAUUUUGAUACGGUCACUGAGCAUACUGAAGAUUUUCCUAAAGAUAAAAAUUGUAGAAUUCCAGAAGUAUUCCAAAAAGGGGCUGAACAGACUCAGCAGUGUGAUGGUAUGAGAAUCUACGAACAAGCCCCUCACCAGGCACCGUCUCAAAGCUUUCCAAAGCCAGAUGCCCAGGGGCACACAGAGAACUUCAGAAGAUCUACAAAAUUAAAUGUUCAGGAGGCUAACAGGAAUCCUCUGUGUUCAUUGGGUUCCAGUAAGAACCCUGGAAACAAAGACAUUUUAGAUAAGAUGAAAUCUAAAACCAAGAAACCAAAAGGAAAUGUUGAAAAGGAGCAUCUUCAUACCUAUCAGAUCAUUGGUGUUGUCAGCCAUCUUGGGAAUACCCCAUAUUCAGGCCAUUAUAUCAGCGAUGCCUACAACUUUGAGAAGCAGACCUGGUUCACUUACAAUGAUAUGCAGGUGUCAAAUAUCCAAGAGGAGGCGAUGCUGGAGGCUAGGCUUUGCACUGGGUAUAUCUUCUUUUACAUGCAUAAUGAGAUCUUUGAAGAGCUGUUAAAAAAAGAAGACAACUCCCAGCUUUGA